Girardinichthys multiradiatus is the source of this 2265-nucleotide messenger RNA. RefSeq names its product SH2 domain containing 7 (gene sh2d7). Lineage: Eukaryota; Metazoa; Chordata; Actinopteri; Cyprinodontiformes; Goodeidae. Gene Ontology annotation, cellular component: cytoplasm. The record is from RefSeq and is a predicted model, not a curated record. The transcript has 7 exons. The coding region runs from base 144 to 1520 and encodes 458 amino acids.
CAUUCUGCUGCUUGAAUAAAUCCAUGGCUUCAAUCCUCUGCUGGAACAGGACAAGGGUUCACUCAUUAUUCCUGCAGACCACAAAUCAGCCUUAAAAUACGGGUUAAACUAACACCACAAGCGCUCCUGACAAACAGUCGAAGAUGGCGAAGAAGUCGACGGUUGACUUCCAGAUGCUGGCUGCAGAAGGAGGCCUUAAGGAACUGGUACUGAGGUGGUUCACCGACACUCAGGCUCCACUCAUCCUGCAAAACGGAAACUUCCCUGACUGGUUCCAGGGACUCGCUGCAAGAAAGGAAGCAGAAGAUGUAUUGAGAGAUAAACCUCUGGGCUGUUUUCUCAUCCGCCUCAGUGAUAAAGCCAUUGGCUACAUCCUGUCCUACAAAGGCCUUGACAGGUGUCGCCAUUUUGUCAUUUCUCCAAGUCCAGAAGGACAGUUUGUGAUAGCUGGAGACUGUCAGCUGUUUGGCAGUCUGACCGAGCUGAUAGAGCAUUACAAGGUCAGCCCCAUCCAGCCGUUUGGGGAGUUCCUCACCUCCAGCUGCUGUGAGGAUGGUGCUGAUGAUCUGUAUGAUGUGGUCAAUGCCAAGAAGAGCUCAGGGGUCAAUGUUCAAGCUCUGCGGAUAUUGUGGGACCAGGUCGAGCCUGGGAAGAAACAACAGAUCCAACAACGUCAAAAAGAACCUCCUCCUGCGCUGUUACCUUCACUGCCUCCUAAAAUCAGAAGCAGGAAGCUGACAGGAACCGUGUCCGUGGAUGAAAUGUCACUUUCACCGGCCCCUCCUUCAGUACUAAAAAAGGGAAUGCCAUUGGGUUUUUCCCUCAGUGGAUCUUUACCAGACACAACUUUUCAUCCAAAUGAAGCCCAGACCAACCAGAACAGAAUGCAAAGACACAGUGGAAGGACAAACCCAGCGUUGGCCUCGAACAGAGACUCGGUCCACCCAACAGACUCAAACCUUUCAGGUCCUUUUUACAAAGAAAAUGUCUUGUGUGCUGAGCCGAAUCAGGUGGAGAGCAGGAGCCAAUCCCUGCCAUAUCUGGGCAACAGUAACAAGGAGGAAGAGGAGGAGGAGGAGGAGGAGGAGGAAGAAGAGGAGGAAGAAGAGAAGUACUCAAAUAAGUUUAACAACCUCUCCGUCACAGCAGUCUCCGUCCCACCAAAAAAGUUGAGCUGCCAAACGUACUCCCUCCAUGCUCCCUCUCAAGAUUUGACACAGAGAAGGUCAGAGGCCAGGUCAGAACCAGAGAAUGGCACCCUGGAUCAGUUGAGAUCCAAUCCCCUGUACCAGUCCUCUGACACUGCCACAAGAGGUCCAGCCCAGCAGGGAGACAACAUGUAUGCUGAGGUUCCUCGGGGGCCAACUGAUGACACAUAUGAGCAGAUCCCUGGAGACGGCGCUGUCCAAGGCAACACAUACGAGUCGGUGGAACACAUGAAGAACAAGAAGUCCAAAAGCACCUUGGGGAAAAAUAAUAAGAAAUGGAAAAAAUUCCUACCCGAUUACAGGAAGAAAUAAAUCGGGCAUCUCUAGUGGAAUCCUGCACAAAGCGUUCUUAGACCCGGACAUUCCUAUGCUAAGUUACAAAGGAAAAAAUUAGAGCACUUUAGUUGAUGAUCAUACAGGAACUUGAUCUUAGACUGAAAACCCAGAUGGGGAAAUUAAAUCACCUUUGAGCUUAAUCUUCUAAACAUAGAACAUCUGCCAAGACCUCAGGUAUUCAUGGAGCACAAGACUCUGUGAUUAAAGUGCCAAGCAUUGGAUUAAUUUGUAAAUAUUGGAAAAAAUGGGAAUCUAUAGCUUAGAGUUUAAGAGAGAGAAAGUGGGUUUAAUUGGCUUCAAAAAUACAUAAGAGGAAGAACAGAAACUUUCUAUCCUUACCUUUAAAAAACAGAUGGAAAUGUUGAUGAAAUCUUUAGAAAAUGUAACACACAAUGUGAAACAUCUUGAUGGAAGCUGGAUGCGGGUUUAUUACUUGUGUCUAUGGUUCCAUAAUUUUCUGUCCUCUACAAGCCCAAAGAUUCACUGUAUUUCUUCCUAGUGAUUUUUGUAUUAGCUGAAAAGAAAAGUACUCACUUGAUUUAUUUUGUAUUUUUGAAAUAUUCUGUCUUUAUUUAUUCAUAUCUUUCUAAUUGGUUAUUCUUUGUUACAUUUUCCUGUGGGGGAAUUUUUACUCUGUAAUUAUCGGGGACUCCAAGUCCAAGAAUUUCACUCAUGUUCUGUUGUUUUUUUGAACAUGACAAUAAACUUGAAAUUAACUGAA